Messenger RNA from Pomacea canaliculata, 4777 nucleotides. RefSeq names its product zinc transporter ZIP14-like. Gene Ontology annotation, molecular function: zinc ion transmembrane transporter activity. Bases 2000 to 3880 code for a protein of 626 amino acids. Gene Ontology annotation, biological process: zinc ion import across plasma membrane; intracellular zinc ion homeostasis. NCBI's taxonomy places the organism in Eukaryota, Metazoa, Mollusca, Gastropoda, Architaenioglossa, Ampullariidae. Gene Ontology annotation, cellular component: membrane. The transcript has 14 exons. The record is from RefSeq and is a predicted model, not a curated record.
CAGGACAGAUCAGGGUCGCUGUGAACGUGUCGUGUGGCCCUGUGGGGCUGCUGUACAGCCCGUGAACGUGCUCAACCACACCAGUCUCGCAGCCGCUCUUCUUAGUGCCGGAGAGGGGGUGCGUUCAGGUGCGCCUCUCUCUGCCGUCGCCCGCGUUUGUUGCCAAGAAGAAAGUCUGUAACAAUGCACACUGUCCCGUUGCGGGCAAUGACAACUGAAUGCAGACUGAGAGCCAGGCUCAGGUUGAAGACAGAUUUUACCUAAGCUUCACCCGAGACACCGCUUCGUUCCUUAGCUCUGGAUAGGGAAAGUCUUAGGGGAAAACUUGACCUGCUACUAGUGACGUGGUGGUCAAGACAGUUGUUCGAACAACGAUUACAUUUCUUUUCUCAGAUGCUGUUCAACUGUACACAGAAAAGCUUUUCAGGCUUGGACUUCUCCUUGAAUGGACUUUCAUGCGAGUAACCAAAAUUCCUCUGUGUCCAGAAACUUAAAUCAUCAGCAAGAAGCAUCAUCACAGCAUCUAUGUAGUUGGGUGCAAAGUCCUUGCCAAAGGUAAUCACAACCGACAUGCAGAGACGAGACCUGUUGCUGUUGGCCUUCUUAGCAGCCGCAGCCUGGAGAGUGGUACCGAAGGUUGUCAGCAAGACUCCGCCUGCCCGAGGGGGAUAAGGAUCUGGAGAGCCUCAUCAGGCAGCUGAACCACUCAGCUCCAAGCCCCCGUCAACUGUGGACGACACUGGUCACAGACCUCCUGACCGCCGCUGGCUGCGAGAGUCGAGUAAAUGGACAGCCCUGUGGUGCCAGACAGCUCUGUGAACAGUUGUCACAACACGCAGUGGCAUCUAUCCACCGCUUGCGCCGGGCACCAGAGGUGAUGGACUUUGUCACCACAGGAUUCGACCCCAAAGUCACUCAGGUGCUUCCCGGGGCUUCAGCGCCGGAAACGAGUGGGGAGGAAACUGACCAACAGGGGCACGUUCCUGACACAAGGCCAACAGACAACGGCCAACAGAAAUACGAUGACCAAGGGAAGUCGGCGCCGGUCAGAGAGCUGUUCUCAGAAACUCUAUUGGACGGGGCUCGCCCAAAGCGAUCGCCAAUCGAGGCGAAAGUCCUGACUAUCUUUAUCUCUACGCAGAUGACAUCCCUCGCGAUCUAGUUCCACGCGAUUACGGCGACGUAGUGGGAGCUGAUGGCGGUUCAGGGCUUUCCGCUCGCUUCCACCCGUUUCCGAGACACAACCAGCAAAGAGGCCACCCCCAGCUGCCUCCCCAUCCCCAGACAUCUUGGUGGUUGCAGCAGGACAUGAUGUCAAACUGGCCCAAUGAACCUGCUGCAGCACCUGGCCUCCAGGAAACACAGGGGCAUCAUGAAAGGAGAAGGAUACACGGCCAGAGACAUGGGUUUGUCAGCCAUCUUGAUCAGAUGUCUACGCAUGCUCAUCCACACUCAGGUAGUGACGUCAGGUCUCAUGGUGCAUUGGAAUCACGAUCUAUGAUGAAACAACAACAACAGCAACAACAACAACAACAACAACAACAACAACCAAUCCAAAAGGAAAAUAAUCGGCGUCGCACUGAUAACAGACAUAAUAAUAAACUUGUGCCUAGAGACCGUAGCGAGGAGAGACAAGAUGGUGAACAGCAUCAUCACAGUCAGCGACCACUAGAACUAACGUCACAAAGCGUUGUUACAGCAAACAACAUGGUUCUUAAGUCUGGUACUUCCCCGUCACCUUUGGAAACUUCUGUUGUCCGAACGACAUGGGCGAGCGAGACGUUUCGAAACGUUGGUCAUCUACAACACGGACAUUCAAACGCUGAGCCUCCAGACUCGGACAACCACCAUUCUCCGAAACAGACGACAACAUGGGUCCCGGCACGUCAUUCGAGCAUGACGUCACCUCCGGUGAAUGGAUCACUGAAACAGCAUCGAGGAUUCUCUUUGCCGUGCUCCACGUGGAGGAGAGCAACUGUCAGAGGUUGUCCAGCGCCGGAUGGACCCUCAGAGAUGGGUGGACGGUGUGUGCCGACCCACGUCACGAAGAGACAAACGGAACGAAAUGGGCGACGACGACGACGACGACGACAACGUUCACAGGGUCAACAACAACAUCGAGAACUCGGUGCAGCGCGCCAUUCAGAACCUGGAGGCCAAGAUGGUGGUCGCCCUGGCUCACUGGAAUCCCGCUCACAUUCUCGGCAAGGUCUGGACGGGUCUCAGCGACGAAGCUUUUCUUCAGCAUCAACAGUGUUUCCACAUCCGGCGAGAGGUGGUCCUCGCCAGAGAGGCGAUGCGUCCUGUCAGUGCGGGUGUGUGUCACCUGGAACUCUGGAAUUUUCUCAAGCGCCUAACCGGCACCGUGCUGUACAAACUUCUCAGAGGUCAGCGACCAGUAACGGAAGACACUCCUUGUCAGAUGGACUUUGUGUCGGACAUGUUUAGCAAGUAUGGCUCCAGGGACCAACCCGGGGGCUGCACGAUGACCCAGUCCAUCUCCUUGAAAGGAAUAGAGAACAUUUUGACUGACGCUCGUAGCUCACCCAGCGACAACAACAUGACAACAACACAAAGUGUCCCCCUCGCCUCUGGCUUGUUGACAGUCAGCCAGAAUUUCUCGGCUCUGGAGAUCGUGGGAUUUGUUUUCCCCAACCACACAGGUGUCUUCAGUGUGCAGCAGUUCUACCAGAUGUGUCCAGUCCUCUUACAGCAGGUGACCAUGGUCCGACACCCCGUUGGUCCGACAGCCCAUGUUAGACGAAAUGAAGCAACAGUCUCUCUUCCCGAUCUGAAGAAGGUGACCGUUAUUGAAGCCACGGGAAUUCAGUCCUACGGCCUGGGCACGGUGUCGGUGGCCGUCAUCACCCUCUGCUCCUUCGUUGGCGCCGUGCUGGUGCGCGUGUGUCGUGGCCUCGGACACCACUACGCCAUGGCCGCCAUGUUGGCGCUGGCUUUCGGGAACCUGUGUGGGGACGCAGUUCUGCACCUCCUACCAAAGGCUCUAGAGUCUCACGACAGCGGCAGAAGCGCCUACACGCUCCCCGGCAAUAUCCAUGUAGACGUGUCGGUGGUGAAGGGGUUUUGUCUACUCUUCAGUGUCUACAUCUUCUGGCUGCUGGAGCUGUUCACGUCCAGAUACUACAGACACCAACCUCACACCAAGAAAGAUGCUCGCCCAGACACAACUGUGAAGACUAGACACCAAGAUAUAGACCCUAGACACCGGAUCCCAAUGAGUGACAUGCGUGAAGAAAUGGAAAUGACUAUGCAAACAAAUCAAAUGACAGCACCACAGACCAGUUCGUACGAAAUCAUUUCUGCGAGGCCUGUGUAUCCAAGUAAACCCAUCGUCAUGGAGGUGGAAGAGAACGUUGUGACCUCGGUGCACUUGGUGUGGAUGAUAGUGGUUGGUGACGUCAUACACAACCUGGCGGACGGGCUGGCGAUUGGUGCGGCCUUCUCUCACUCCUUGCCGCUCGGCCUGUGCACGUCCUUGGCCGUCGUCUGCCACGAGCUGCCGCAUGAAUUGGGUGACUUUGCAAUCCUCCUGUCCACCGGAAUGCCCAUGAAGCGGGCCCUGCUGCUGAAUGUCCUGACAGGUCUGGCAGCAUUUGUCGGCCUUUACACAGGUGUGGCGCUGGGCUCCGAUCACCUGCAGAGGCAGUGGGUCCUGAUGUCCGUGGCGGGCAUGUUUCUCUAUGUCUCGCUCGCAGACUUGGUUCCGGAACUGGUGCACUACUUCCGUCUCUUCCAGAAUGUCAGGAUGUUCUUGGUGCAGAAUGUGGGCCUGCUCUCAGGUUUCGCUCUGAUGUUUGGUCUCGUUCUCUUGGAAGAUAAAAUGCGCUUCCUGCCAGAGAAGAUCACUGCUCACACAUGAGCAUCAGCAGUUGACCACAAGGUGACAGCUCAGCCAUGCUUACCGAAUACUUCUUGGACAAUUCUUCGACAUGUCAACCAUAUGACGAACAGAACCUGUUGGCCUGGUGCAUUUUCCAAUCCUGGAUUUCAGAAAGUUGUGUUACUCUGUGAGCUGAAAGGUCACCAAGUGUCUUUCUGAUGAUGUGUCUGUUGUUGUUGUGUCUUGAAGCACUUUCUUGCCUCAGACACGAUCAAACAAACUGAAAACCAAACGUCGCCUUGUACCUGCUUAUAACUGACCUUAAACAUGCCCUGCAAGAUAAGAGAGAGAGAUGGAGAGAACUGAUUAAAAACCUGUGAUAGUUAUAAAUUAGAAAACCACUUUUUUUGCCCAUUACAUCAUUCAUUAAAAAAAAAAAUCUUAUUUUCUUAAAAGACUGUUGAUCUUUAUGUCCACGGGGUUCUCUCUCUCUCUCAAUCCUAUUUGUGAAUGCCUAUGCAUUUGCUUUUUAUGUUACGUGAAUGAACCUCUUAAGUGUCUAUUCAUUUAAUUACUUACAUAUAUAUCAAACUGUGUAAAGGCUUGAAAUGAAAGCAUUGUUCGAUAAACCAUCAAAAGCAGAUUAACGACUUGUGGCACUAAAGAGAUUUGAAAGUUGCAAACAGAAAAAGAAAAAAAAACCCACAGCUCACCCACAAGCUAUUUGUUCUGGUUUCAUUUGCCGCGAAUGGCGGCUUUCAGGUUUAGAUUGAGUUGAAAUGUUGCCUACCUGGCGAGCUGUUGAGCUGGCAAUGACUCACAGACUCACACGAUCUUAUCAAACACACAAGUGUAGGGAUCGACUCCCAUGUCGUUACACGGAGUUUGAAAGCUUUCUAUUCGUUGUUUUGUAAUUAUUCUUUCUCACUCUCUCAC